GGAACCACGCUGGCCGCUAUCGCACCGACCAACGUCCUCUCUUCGCCAGACAGCAAAGCAUUUCUUUGAUCUCCCUCUGCAGCGUCUGUUUCACGGAGGUCGUUCCGUGCCGCUAUUCACAAUGAGUGCGACAAAGACGCAGUCCCAGAAAAUUUUCGAAAAGCUAAAAUCCAAACCCGCAAAUAAGAUAUGUUUUGACUGUGGCACCAACAACCCCACCUGGUCUUCCGUUCCGUUUGGCAUCUAUCUGUGUUUGGACUGCUCGUCUAAUCACCGAAACCUCGGUGUUCACAUUUCCUUCGUCCGCUCUACCAACCUUGAUCAAUGGCAAUGGGAGCAGUUACGGAUUAUGAAAGUGGGGGGGAAUGAGUCCGCGACGAAAUAUUUCCAGUCACAUGGUGGAACAGCCGCCCUGGCCAGCAAGGACCCCAAGGUUAAAUACACUUCCAAUGCUGCAGUGAAAUAUAAGGAAGAACUGAAGAGAAGAGCACAAUUGGAUGCGCAAGAGUAUCCGAACGAAGUUGUCAUCACCGAUGCUGGGCCAGCGUCUCCCUCUGACGGAUCCUCCACCCCCGCAGGCGAAGGCGAAGACGACUUCUUCUCGUCAUGGGAUAAACCAGCCAUCAAGCGCCCAAGCAACCCUCCCUCACGGACAACCACACCACCCGUAGUCAGCCGCAACGGUUCCCCGUUCCUCAGCGCGGGCGCUAACGGCACUGGAAUUUCCCGACCAAAAUCCCCCCUCUCUAGCUCCGAAGACAAAUCCACAGCAUCGACCCCACCCGUGGCUGUUCGGUCAAAUCCUGCAGUUCGCAAGACCACAGCCGCUGGCGCCAAGAAGGGGAGUGUAUUGGGGUCAAAAAAGGCACCGAAGCUGGGUGCCAAAAGGCUCACCACCUCCGAUACCAUUGACUUUGAGGAAGCGGAAAGGAAGGCUAAGGAAGAAGCGGAGCGUAUUGCUAAGCUGGGAUAUGAUCCGGAAGCGGAGAAAGCUGUAGCUGAAGCAAAAAAAUCUGGAUCUUCGGCUACAAAAAUAGCCUCCCCAACACCUGUAAGUCCCGCCCGAGGUGGCUUUGGAGCCACCCGGGGCCAUGAAAGGAGCUCUAGUGAAAUUGAACGUCUGGGAAUGGGUAUGGGCCGUCUUGGAUUUGGCCAAGUUGGUGCUGCCCCGAAAGCCCCUGUCCCUAGGAAGCUGGGCUUUGGAGCUACUGCCGCAUCCAAAGCUGCUGAUGACGAGGAAUUAGAAUAUGCCAGACAGAAAUUCGGUGGUCAGAAAGGUAUCUCCUCCGACGAAUUCUUCGGCCGCGAUCAAUUUGAUCCAGCCGCUCAGGCUGAUGCCAAGAGUCGCCUCUCAAAUUUCGAAGGAGCGACAUCUAUAUCCAGCAAUGCCUAUUUCGGCCGUCCCGAAGAUGAUCUGCCAACUACCGACGAGUACGGUAAUUAUGACGAUCUGGAAAGCGCAGCGAGAGACUUCGUGCGGCGGUUUGGAAUCACGGCGGGUGAUGACUUGGAGAAUCUAACGCAGGUUCUUGGUGAGGGUGCAGCUAAGUUGCAAGGAGCCAUUCGGAACUAUCUCAACAGUUAGGCCUACAUAUCUGCAUUGUUUGGUUUCAUUUUUCACCUCUUUUUUAAACGGAUGCAUUCCCCCCUUUCUUUUUUCUGUUCUUAUUAAUUUACAAUGCUUCUCUGAGCUCUUGCCCUUUUACAUUUAUUUUAUUUUUUCCGUUUGAUGAUGGGGUUCUAGCGGAUGAUAUCUGCACAGGGCCGGCCUUUUCAACGAGGUCGUUGGAUACGGAGACGAUGAUAACGAUAACGGCCGGCGAUGGCUGGCUAAUAUGUAUGGAAGCGAAGAGCGUUUAAAAUAAUCUUGCGAGAGUAGAAUACCAAAUUUGCCCUUGCGUGUCGUUUUUCUGUCUUCUUUCUUUUCUCCUCUUUUUUUUUCUUUUUAUAUUUUUUCCCCUUCCGUCUUCCUUUUUGUUAUUCUUUUUCUUGUAGGUUAGUUCACGUUCGAAAUCAAUCUUAAAAUCUAGUUGAUGCCUCUGUAAAUAACACCUUAAACAACCGGUUCAAAACGUUUUGCUCGAUAUAAUGGGCAAUUCCAUUGGACGCUAUUCGAGCUCCGCAUUAAAAUUGAAAUUUAGCCUGUUGCACUGCUAGCACACAAAAAGGUAGACAGCCG
Molecule: messenger RNA, 2179 nt
Organism: Blastomyces gilchristii SLH14081
Lineage: Eukaryota; Fungi; Ascomycota; Eurotiomycetes; Onygenales; Ajellomycetaceae
Product: arf GTPase-activating protein
Exons: 6
Coding region: 122-1585 (487 amino acids)
Biological process (GO): COPI coating of Golgi vesicle
Molecular function (GO): GTPase activator activity
Source: RefSeq, a predicted model, not a curated record